Stegastes partitus (bicolor damselfish) is the source of this 6685-nucleotide messenger RNA. It is a transcript of the gene tdrd6a, whose product is annotated as tudor domain containing 6a. The coding region runs from base 1 to 6639 and encodes 2212 amino acids. NCBI's taxonomy places the organism in Eukaryota, Metazoa, Chordata, Actinopteri, Pomacentridae. The record is from RefSeq and is a predicted model, not a curated record. The transcript is spliced from 14 exons.
AUGUCUUCAAUCCCAGGACUCCCUUCACGAGGAUCAGAUGUAACAAUUAACAUAACCAGGGUCCACUUGCAUCCUCUUUCUGUCCUUGUGGAGUUCUGGGGAAAAUUUAGCCAGGAAAGGACAGUAGAUUAUGAGCACCUAGCCAAAGACAUUCAGUCUCCUGGAAACAGAUUUCAAGAGUUGGAGGGGAAUCCUGGUGACCAGUGUUUGGCUCAGGUAGAUGGUACUUGGUACAGAUCUCGCAUAGUCUCAAGAAAUGGCUCCGAAUACAGUGUGUUCCUCAUUGACAAAGGGAUGACAUCCAGCGCCACCACGAGUAAGCUGGCAUGGGGUAAGAAAGACCAUUUCCAACUGGCUCCUGAAGUGGAGUUUUGUGUGCUAGCUAAUGUGUUACCACUCUCAGCUGAGAACAGAUGGUCUCCAGUAGCUCUUGAGUUUUUGAAGUCUCUUGCUGGGACGUCUCUGACGGCACAUGUUCAAGAUGUACUUGUGCAGCACAGAAUGUUUCUCCUGCACAUCCCUUGCAUAGCCAAACAAAUGUAUCAGAUGGGACUUGCCAAGGAGCUGUCUUCAGAGUUGUUCCAAGACUUUGUACUCAUGGCACUCCAGUUCCAUAGUAUCUCUAAAGUGUCUCCAGGGAUACAGCAACCCUCCAAGGGAGCAGGUGAGCGACUACACAAGCAAGAGCUGUUCCUGUACCCAGAGCUGCCAGGAGGAACUGUGGAGACCGUCGUCGUCACAGAAGUGAUAAAUCCUCAGAGGAUUUUUUGCCAGUUGAAAGUCUUCUCGCAAGAGUUGAAGAAACUGUCAGAACAACUCACACAAAGCUGCGAGGGCAGGAUAUCCAAUUGUGUUAUCGACCCUGAAAUGGUUGGGUUUCCAUGUGCCGCAAGAGGAGCCGAUGGCAGGUGGUACCGUUCUGUUCUGCAACAGGUGUUUCCAACCAAUAACAUGGUCGAAGUAUUGAAUGUUGACUUUGGAACAAAACAGUUUGUUCAAGUUAAGAAUGUCAAACCACUGGCUGCAGAGUUCUUCAGGAUGCCAGUUGUCACUUAUAUCUGCUCCCUCCAUGGAGUCAUUGACAAAGGGGUGGAAUGGACGAGCAGCCAGAAUGACUACCUCAGGAGUCUCCUACUGCACAAGACAGUGAUUGCCAAAUUUGAGUACCAAAGUGUCUCUGAGGGUGUGCACUAUGUCACACUCUAUGGGGAUGACAACACAAUCAUGAACAACUUGUUUGGUUCCAAGGAGCGCUGUUUGCUGGAAUGUGACAAGACACUUGGAGAUUAUUCCAUCCGCACCUCUGCAUAUGGCUGCCAGUCUCCAGCUCAACAAAACAGAAAUGAUAGAAAAAUGCUAACUACUGCACAGGCUGUAGAGGAAAACAAAGUAGCAGCAGUAGCAGAGAAGUUGCCUGCUGUAGACCUCCCUCUAAAGUCGUCACAUGUGGCAGUUGUUCAGCACAUAGCCAGUCCAUCAGAGUUUUGGAUCCAAACACAGAGUUCCGCAAAGCAGGUGGAUGAACUGAUUGAUGGCAUGUACCACCUGUACAAAAAUUCACCAAAAAAAGAUGCAGUAAAAAAUCCACCUGUUGGACUCUACUGUGCUGCCAAGUCAGAAGAUGGUGACUUCUACAGAGCAAUUGUGGCUGAAGUUUGUGAGACACAAAUCAAGGUGUUUUUUGUCGAUUAUGGAAACACCGAAAUGGUUGAUGGGAGUGACAUUAGGAUGCUUCCUGCUGAGUUCAAAAAGCUGCCACGACUGGCACUGAAAUGCAGCCUAGCUGGAGUCCGAUCAAAAGAAGGGAGCUGGACUAAAAGUGCCUCAGAGUUUUUCUUCAAAGCAGUCACAGAUAAAUCACUAAGUGUGCAUGUGAUGGCAAAAUAUGAUGACAGCUGUAUUGUCCAACUAACAGAUCCUGAAGCACAGGGAGAGCAGGAUGUCAGUACACAGAUGUGUAGUGCUGGUCUCGCUGAAAGAGCUGAGAUUCAAAGCAAAGCCAAAAUUGCAAUACAAACUGCCAUUAUGCCUCCUACACAGCACCCGGUUACCAGAGACUCAGUUGUGUUUAGCAACAGUGCAAUGCCUUUCCAAACCCAAAGCCCAGUUUGCUUUGUCAACAAUGAACAAAGAGUUUCUACCUUUAAGGAGCAGAUGUUUCCCAUCGGAAGUGUCCUUGAUGUCAUUGUGUCUUACAUUGAAAGCCCAAAUGACUUCUGGUGCCAGCUAGCAAAAAAUGCAGGCUACUUGAAACUGCUAAUGCAUGACAUACAGGCUCACUACGCUGGCAGCGAGUUUCAGCCCAAUGUAGAAACUGCUUGUGUUGCUCGCCAUCCUGAUAAUGGAAUGUGGUACAGGGCCCUUGUUAUUCACAAACAUGAAGCCCCUCAAGUGGACGUGUUGUUUGUUGACUACGGCCUAACGGACACCGUCUCUGUCUUUGACCUGAGGAGGAUCCUCCCAGAAUUCCUGUCUCUGCAUGCUCAGGCUUUUAGAUGCAGCCUGUUAAACCCCACUGACCCCACGUCUGCGAUAAAUGAGUGGAAUGAAGAGGCAAUAGCAAAGUUCCAAAAAUUUGUGGAAACUGCUAACCUUGUGCUUUUGAAGUGCACCAUAUUUGCUGUCAUGUACAGUGAGCAGAAGAUUGUUUUCAACAUUGUCGAUCUAGAAACUCCUUUUGAGAGUGUCUGCACCAGUUUGGCCAAUCUUGCCAAAAGUGCACCUCCCAAGAAACCUGCUGGACCAUCUUUCCGCCUGGACACUUACUACUACUCAACACACAACGUCAAACUUGGGACAGAGGAACGGAUCACAGUAACAUGUGUUAAUAAUGUCAGUCAGUUCUACUGCCAGCUUGAAAGGAACACUGAUGUGAUGAAAGAUCUCAAGAUGAAAGUGAGCAAUCUGUGCUGCCAGCUUGAAAGUGUAAAGCUUCCAGCAGUCUUUGGAACUUUGUGUUUUGCACGAUACACAGAUGGGCAGUGGUAUAGGGGCCAGAUCAAGGCCACAAAGCCAGCAAUUCUGGUUAACUUUGUGGAUUAUGGUGACACUAUUGAGGUGGACAAAAGUGACUUGCUUCCAGUUCCCAGAGAGGCAAAUAACAUCAUGUCUGUGCCUGUGCAAGCAGUUGUGUGUGGCCUCUCUGAUGUCCCUGCAUAUGUUCCCAGUGAGGUCAACAGUUGGUUUGAGACAAAUGCAACAGAAUGUAAAUUCAGAGCACUUGUAGUAGCCAGAGAACCUGAUGGGAAAUUGCUGGUGGAGCUGUAUCAUGGAAACACUCAGAUCAACACAAAGCUCAAGAAAAUGUUUCAGGUUAAGAUGUGCACAGAAAAACAAGUUGUCAACCAGGGCUGGAAAGCACUUGAGACAUCAACAAAUCGUUCCAAAAAAACACCAAAAUCUGGCCAAACACCAGCCACAGGCAUGGGAGAUCAAACACAAGCACCAAAGAAGAAUAACUUCUCUUCCCCAAAACCUCCACUUCAAACAAGAGAUGAGAGGAAAUCUACUGAUGUGACUCUGCAGUCUGCACCAAAGCCCAUGCGCCCUGUUUGUGAAAAUGGUCAGAGGGUCAAAACUGCUCCACUAGAGCGGUACAAACCUCCACAUCAAAGGCUGUCAUGCGAAAGGAUGACAAGUAAUGGUUCUGAACCAGCUGGUGCCCAUAUGACACCAAAAGUAGACAAACCCACUGACACCAAGUCUGAGUCACCUGACACAGAAUCCCAGAAUGAAAACAAUGCUGAGAAACUCCCUAAACUUUCAGACCUGCCCUCAAAAUCUAUCACACCUGGUAUGGCAGCAGAUGUUUAUGUAUCGCAUUGCAACAGCCCAUUGAGUUUCUAUGUGCAGUUUCUCAGUGAAGAGGAGGAGAUAUUUUCCCUGGUGGAGAAGCUCAAUGAUCCCAAAUCAGCUCUGAAAACCAAUGAUAUCAGAGACAUGCAUCCAGGUGACCUUGUUCAAGCAGAGUCCACAGAUGAUUCCUCGUGGUACCGAGCAGUUGUAAGAGAAAUGCACAGCAACUCGAUGGCUCUAAUUGAGUUUGUUGAUUUUGGAAAUACAGCAAUGAUGCCAAUUUCCAAGAUAGGCAGACUCCAUAAAUCCUUCUUGGAAUCACCUGUUUACAGCACACACUGUAUGCUGAGUGAUGCUGCAGUUCUUGGAGAUGAGAGAGUGCUCGAUCCAGAAGUGGUGUCAGCUUUCAAAGACGACAUUGGUGACAGUGCAGAAAAAGUGUUCAGGUGUCAGUUCAUCAGGCAGGUGGGAUCUGUGUGGGAAGUCAGUGUUGAAGACAGUGGCGUGACUGUUGUGUGUAAAGUAAAGAUAAAAUCUCCUGAGAUCACCUCAGAGAAGGUUAAAGAAGUUAAGGAGGAGCCAGUGCAGAUCUCGGAGAUCAGGCAAGAGGCAGAGAACACGGAGAAAUCACAAUUGAACCCAUGCUCUUAUCAUCAACAAGAGUUUUUAGAGGGCCAGCAGUUAGAGGUCUACAUCACCGUCUUAAAUGAUGACCAGACAUUCUGGUGUCAGUCCGCUAACUCAGAAGAACUCGAUAAGAUUGCAUCAAGUGUCUCAGAGGUUGGAGAUGCAACAGAUUACAAACAUAUCGACCCAGGUGCUUUCUUCCCUGGCAGCCCAUGCAUCGCUCGCUUUUCAGACGAUCAGCUUUGGUAUCGUGCAGAUGUCAUCGAGAAAGCUGGAGACAUGCUCUCUGUUGUCUUUGUGGACUAUGGCAACAAGUCCCAAGUCAACAUUACAGAUGUGAGAGAAGUGCCUCCUCUCUUGGUGGAAAUUCCACCACAAGCAUUAUUGUGUGAGCUUGAAGGCUUCGACACUUCAUGUGGACAUUGGGAGAGCCGUGCAUAUGACGAGUUGUCCACGCUUACAGCAGACAAAGUGUUACAGCUGACUCUCACUAGAGUCACAAGAGCUGAAGGAAAAACCAAAUGCUUUGUGCGGAUGGAGUGUGAAGGCAAGGUGAUAAACGAAGUGAUGAAAGCCUGGUGGAAGAGCUUCACAACAGAAGAACCUGACGCAGUUGAACUGACCUCGUCACAUGAACCACCACUGCAGUGUGUCCCAACUGUGGAUGAGGCAACGCUACCUGAGGAUAAACUAGAACACCCUGAUAUCCAAUCAGAUAGUGCUGUUAGUGGCAUUUAUCUGGAGACAGAUCAGAGUGAAGAGCACAGUGCUGAUGAGCUUCCUGACCCUCACAUAGUGAAGGAGGACUCAAAAGUAGAAAGUAGUCCCGAGAACAGGGAGGACUCUGAAGAUUCUGCUCAUACUGAGUCUUUUGUCGAGUCCCCAAAAGAGGAAAGCAGUUCCACUGAGGGGGUGGACACAGUCCCUGCUGUGGUGAUACCACAUAGAGACAUUUUGCCAUGCAGUUGUAGCAUAGAUGAAACCACGUUCCCUCCACUUGAUAACAAAUAUGGCCAAGAUGUUGUGAGCUCAAGCUGUAGCAUAAAUGUGGUGGAAACUGACAACGGCAUUGAAGAGCCGAGUGCUUCGGUGCACACUGUUGGACCCGAGGACUUGAGUUCUCCGCUGGAUGAGAACCUCGUAGAGACCGUGGAUGAGUCAGAGAGAACUGGGGAGGAGUCUCUAGCCGGAGAGAUGGAUACCUCUAACUUCAGCUUUGAUGUCAUGGCUUUUUCUGAUCCUGCUAAGGAAAGAGAUGACAGAGAGGUUGCUGUUGUAACGAGUACUCCUCUGUCCUGUACAACAACAGUGAAACUGGUUCCCCGCAAAACUGUGAGUCCCAGUGAGGGCACUGAUCUGGAUGGAACAACUGAUACAAGUUUUGAAGUCUCCAAAGAGGUUCAGGCUGUGUUGGUGCUGCCUUCUGUUGAGCCUCCUGUGCAGCAGUUGUGUGAGUCUGCCAUAGAGCAGGAAGCUGAAGCUGGAGAUGACAUUGCACAAGAGGAGGUGCCAUGUGUGACCACACAAGCUGAGGAUGACUCUAUUGAUGAAGAGGUCUCAGAUCAUCAUGAGGAUACACAUUCAGCCUUGCUGGCAGACAUGGACACAGCGACUAGUGAACUGCACACUGCAGCAGUUCCCUCUUCAGAAACGAGUGAUGAGGUUGGAGAGGUGACCACUAGUGAUGAAGAGACCUGUUCAACGGAUGUCUGCACAGAUCCAGAUGAGUUACAUGAUGAGAGCAAAGCGACGCAUGUAAGAGAAGAUCGUCUGAGCAGCAUGACAGCAGAGGAUAUUUGCGUCACUGGAGAAGCUGUUCCUCAGGAAAAAGAUGACUUGCAAUACACACUAGCUGAAGAAUCUAUUGAGGAUACCCUUGUUGAAGAGCUGACUUAUCGUGUUGGAGACAUCUGUUUGGCAGACAUCUGUCAAGACCAACAAGAAGAAGCUCUAAUAGUGACAGAGGACAGUGAGCAGCAGGUGACCACAGCUCCCCAACAAAAACAGGACUUCGAGGACACAGUGCUGACGGAAGAAACGUCGUCUUCUGCUGAGGACAGUUUUGACGGACAGUAUUUGUCUAAAAUAACAUUAUGUAUCUGUUGGCUUCAUGUACACUCAAAGAUGAAACUGAUUACAAGGAUUUCCCUUAAGAUUUCACCAACAGUGAAAAGAAGAAGUGCUGAGCUGCUCGUACGCAACAUUCAGGCCUCAUGAAACAAACACCACUACACCGAGUGCUUCGUCUGUCAGGAAAAAAAAA